AAUAAUAUCAACAUUAUAGUAGUUGGUACUAUAACUAAAUUUUGCCCGUAGUGAUAAAAGCGGUUAGGUUUGUGUGGAUGAUCUAAUAAUAACAGAAAACAUCACCACACAACACAACACACAUGUUUCUAUUUCUUUUUAUUAAAAAAAACAAAAACAAAAACCCACACAACACUCUACAUCAGUUUUUGUUUCAGAACACUAGAAUCAUUCACAAAACCUAAAAACCAAACCAAUGGAUUUGAAUUUCUCUCCUUCGAUCAACAACAACACAAUCCCCGUGAAUGGAACAAUCCCUGUUUCUUCCACCUUCGCCACAGCCACCACCCCUUUCGAAAACCCUCUCCCGUCCAACGGUUCCGGUGACCGGAAACAUAUAGCUUUAUGGCCGGGGAUGUACCAUUCUCCGGUCACCACUGCUCUUUGGGAAGCAAGGACCAAAACCUUCGAGAGACUUCUUGACCCACCAAGAGAUGCUCCUCCACAAAGUGAAUUGGUUACCAGAACACCUUCACAGAGUAGGACCAGUAUUCUGUACAAUUUUUCCUCUGAUUUUGUUCUUAGAGAACAAUAUAGAGAUCCUUGGAAUGAUGUCAGAAUUGGCAAGUUGCUUGAAGAUCUUGAUGCCUUGGCUGGAACCAUUUCUGUUAAGCAUUGUUCUGAUGAAGAUAGUACAACAAGGCCACUUAUACUUGUCACUGCUUCUGUGGAUAAGAUUGUCCUAAAGAAACCAAUUAGUGUUAACAUUGAUCUUACAAUUGUUGGUUCUGUUAUAUGGGUUGGACGCUCCUCCAUAGAAAUUCAACUCGAGGUUACUCAAUCCAAACAAGAGGACGGUGAUUCAGACUCGGUAGUACUAACAGCAAACUUCAUAUUUGUUGCUCGAGACUCAAAAACUGGGAAGGCUGCACCUGUGAAUCGGCUUUCACCAGAAACUGCACGCGAGAAACUUCUUUUUGAACAAGCCGAAGCAAGAAACAGUUUGAAAAAAAGGAAAAGAGGAGGAGAAAAGAAAGAUCUUGAGAACGGGGAAGAAAAAAAACUUAAAGAUCUAUUGGCCGAGGGAAGAAUUUUCUGUGACAUGCCAGCUUUAGCCGACCGAGACAGCAUUCUUCUAAGGGAUACCAGCCUUGAGAAUUCCUUAUUAUGCCAGCCACAGCAAAGGAACAUCCACGGUAGAAUAUUUGGAGGUUUCUUGAUGAAUCGUGCGUUUGAGUUAGCUUUCUCGACAGCUUACGCCUUUGCUGGAUUAGUUCCGUACUUUCUAGAAGUUGAUCAUGUUGAUUUCCUCAGACCUGUGAGUACUUUUCUUCAUUCUUAUAAAAACAGUUGUGUAUUAUAUGCAAAACUUGCACAGUUUUUUAAAUUAACCGUUGCGCAGGUUGAUGUGGGCGAUUUCUUGCGUCUCAAAUCAUGCGUUCUGUACACUGAACUUCACGAUCCUGAUCAGCCACUUAUCAACGUCGAAGUUGUUGCUCACGUUACAAGACCUGAGCUACGAUCUAGCGAGGUAUCAAAUACUUUCCAUUUCUCAUUCACCGUCCGUCCAGAGGCAAAGGCUAUGAAAAGUGGAUUCAAACUUCGAAAUGUAGUACCGGCAACCGAAGAAGAAGCGCGCCGGAUAUUAGAGCGUAUAGACGCCGACAACUUGAAUGAAUUCUUCAGAACAUAAAAAACACAACAGCAGUUAACUAGUAAACUAGUUAAAAUGUGUAGCACUAGUUAUAUAUUAGCAGAAUCUAAAACAAUUUGAUGUAAUGUAAUAAUUCUGCUGUCAAGCUACUGAAGGCACAAGUUUGCCUUGUACAACUACUAGCAUUAAAGGGAUUUGAUAGAAACACUCUUCUGCUUAGGCAAGUUAUAUAUGAAUAUGAUUUUAGUGUUUACUCA
Molecule: messenger RNA, 1890 nt
Organism: Lathyrus oleraceus (garden pea)
Lineage: Eukaryota; Viridiplantae; Streptophyta; Magnoliopsida; Fabales; Fabaceae
Product: acyl-coenzyme A thioesterase 2, chloroplastic
Exons: 4
Coding region: 236-1672 (478 amino acids)
Biological process (GO): acyl-CoA metabolic process
Molecular function (GO): fatty acyl-CoA hydrolase activity
Source: RefSeq, a predicted model, not a curated record